GAUGUGGGGUUUCUCGUUUUCUGCUGAGCGUGUCUAUUCGCCCAGCGCUGUGACGAGAGCUCUUUCUCGAAGAUCAUCCGAUGCGCAUUACUAAUGAUGCCCUCACAUUCCAUUUACGUCAAGACAAAGCCGCGGGGAUAAAAGAAGCCCGGUCUGUCCAGCGAAAAUACGUACAGCGCUAAAUCCUUGGAGAUAGUUUUCCAGCACAGUCUGUCCACAAUGGCCCCUACCACCACGAAGCAAUGGAUUGUCCGCGACAAAGAAAAUGGCUUUGAUAGCCUCCACUUUUCGGAAGGACCUGUUCCCAAAGUCACGGAAAAUGACGUCCUCGUCAAGUUUCAUGCUGCGGCACUGAACUACCGCGACCUUAUCAUCCCAAAGGGAAUGUACCCCUUUCCCCUCAAUUUCCCCGUUGUGCCUGGCUCCGAUGGUGCUGGAGAAGUAGUGGAAGUUGGAUCCAAAGUCACGCAGUUCAAAAAGGGAGAUAAGGUUGUGACCUUGUUCAAUCAGGGACACCAAUAUGGCGAUAUCGACGCCUAUGCUACUACGACUGGUCUUGGCGGUGCCAUCGAUGGUACUCUGCGCCAGUACGGUGUCUUCAAUGAACAAGGACUGGUGAAGGCUCCCAAGAACCUGGACUACAUCGAAGCCAGCACUAUCACAUGUGCUGGCCUUACUGCGUGGAAUGGAUUAUUUGGUUUGAAACCUCUAAAGCCGGGCCAGACUGUCCUGGUACAGGGAUCUGGAGGCGUAAGCAUGUUCGCUCUGCAGUUUGCAAAAGUAUCUGGUGCAACUGUAAUUGCCACCACGUCCUCCCCAGCGAAGGCAGAAAAACUAAAGCAGCUCGGCGCGGACCACGUAAUCAACUACAAGACUGAUCCCAAUUGGGGUGAGACUGCCCGUAAACUCACAGGUGGCAUUGGUGUGGAUCAUAUCAUCGAAGUUGGCGGUCCGGGAACCCUCCGACAGAGCUUCAAGUGCAUCAAGCUCGAAGGUGUAAUUAGUGUUAUUGGCUUCCUCGCACAGUCUGAUCCAAAGGCCCAACCCACCGUUAUGGACACACUGAGCAGUCUCUGCACCGUGCGUGGGAUUUACGUGGGGAGCAAGGCUAUGAUGCAGGAUAUGAUUCGGGCAGUUGAGGCGAAUAACAUCCAUCCUGUGGUGGAUCAGAAGAUCUUCAGUCUGGAACAGACCAGGGACGCAUAUGAGUACAUGUGGGCCCAGAAGCACUUUGGAAAGCUUACCAUCAAGAUUGACUGAGGGUUUUCUUUGUCUGAAUGUGAACGAGUAGCUUCAAUAAUCUAGGGAAAUCCACAUAAUUUGAGCAAUUAAAUGAUACCAAGCUGUUUCCUGAGACGUG
Messenger RNA from Monascus purpureus, 1360 nucleotides. The record is from the annotation of a GenBank genome assembly. Lineage: Eukaryota; Fungi; Ascomycota; Eurotiomycetes; Eurotiales; Aspergillaceae.